CCGAGCUGGCAAUGCCAGCAGAACUGCAGGACCUGCGUUACUCAUGCAGCCCUGAGCCGAGGCCGCCGCAGAAGCUUCUCCUUUCAUAGAGAGGCCUUGACGGGCCUGAGGAUGCAGGACCAAGGCUUAAACAGGUUUCAAUCCUAGACGGUCGACAAAGCAAUGAUAGAUGUCCAAAUGUGACAGGCAGAGAAUGGCAGGCCACAAACCUGUAGACGCAUGUGAACACGGCAUUGGAACCUAGGAGUCUGACUUUCAAGUGAGGCAGCAGGGCAGUCAAAGCUGGAACGCUGGUUGCUAAAAGGAGUUGCUUAAUUCACUUUGAGGCUUGACAUCCGUAAUAUAUGGCUCCCUCCGCCCUUCAGUGCUUCCUGCUCCUCCUCACCCUGACGGCAGCAGCGGCAAGCACCAUCGUAGAGCCGGCCUGGGAGCGAGAGAUGGCGUACAUUCGAGACUGGGUAGAAUCCAAGUUCUCCGACAGAUUGCAUGCCUUCAAAGACGAGCUCUCUGCUUCCAGGCUGGAGGCCUUUGCUUCAGAGCUGGGGGUGUCGUCCCCCCAGGCGACGGAAGUAGGGGUCGGGGCUGCUGAGAUGCCAGAAACCCUGGGGAAAGAGGCCUUGUCAGAAAAGGUAGCCAAUCUGAUUUUCGUGGACCAGCCUAUCGGCACCGGAUUUAGUUAUAGCCACGACCCGCGUGACAUCGUGCACACCGAGAAGGGCGUGUCUGAGGACAUGUACGAUUUUCUGCUGGCAUUCUACGCAGCGCACCCCGAGUACCAGGACCACGACCUGUUCAUCACCGGCGAAUCGUAUGCUGGGCACUUCGUUCCGGCGGUCGCCGCCAAGGUGCACGCCAUGAACAAGGCCAAGCAGGGGCCGCACCUCAACCUCAAGGGCAUCGCAAUCGGGAACGGGCUGACCCAACCCGACAUUCAGUAUGGCGCUUACGCCAAUUACGCGUACCAGAACCAACUAAUCGCCAAGACUACUUACGAGGCGCUGCGCGUAAAGUAUCCGGUAUGCGCCACGGCUAUCCACGCGUGCGGCACCAACGGCUCUGUCAGCUGCGUUGCGGCGUUCUACAUUUGCCAGACAAUUGUCGACCCCAUCCUGGCGGAAGCGAACAACAUGAACAUAUACGACAUCCGCAAGAAGUGCGACUUCGGACCCCCGCUUCCCGAGAUUCAGACGGCGAUGCUGGCGGACAUCAUGCGCAGCCUGGAGCCCAAGAUUCCGGCGCUCCUGGAGGACGGAAUCCGCUUCCUGAAUUUUGCGGGCGAGGACGACUUCAUUUGCAACUGGAUCGGCAACUCUCGGUGGAUGGCGGCUAUGGAGUGGUCGGGCCAGGAAGCGUACAACAAAGCGCCCUGGGUUAACUUCACGGUUGACAGAGAGUUUGCCAGCAACUUCACCGGAACCGACCUGCUCGGGUUUCUCAAGGUCAAGGACGCGGGGCACAUGGUCGCAAUGGAUCAGCCGCGAAAUGCACUCGAGAUGAUGAGGAGAUUCCUUCGCGGGGAAAGAAUGGGCAGUGGAAGAGCAAAUUUCCUCGAUCACGUGGUUUAACUAGAUUGAUUGACCAGUGUAUCCCGGCCAGUCGAAAGGUCGUAGGUGAUUACCUUUUCUUCUAAAACUGUCUCGAAGAUGGGUAUUAUUGCGCCAGCGAAUCAUACUGGACGGUAAGAUUGUACCUGCAAAACGCGACCUUGGAAAGGCACAUAGUAGCAAAUGACGAAGAAAACAUUAAUCAGGGCUUGACAAUCCAAAGCGGAAUUGGUUACCGUCGUACAUGUUGAGUGUGUUAAGGGAGGACUUCAAGCCUUGGUGAAUUUUGAUUGUUCUGGAGAACAUGGAGUAGUGGACCGGAAAGAGCCGCUUGCGGCCCAGCUGAACACAAGUUCGUGCACGCUGACUUGCAGAUAGACUACUAUUACCGCAUGAAUCCCAGAACUACGGAAGUUGAGAACGUCCGAGAAUUGAAACUCAGAGCCCGAGGCACAUUCCGUGCACCGAGCUCAAGAAUGCAUCAUAAAACCUGCCGGG
Molecule: messenger RNA, 2042 nt
Organism: Klebsormidium nitens
Lineage: Eukaryota; Viridiplantae; Streptophyta; Klebsormidiophyceae; Klebsormidiales; Klebsormidiaceae
Source: the annotation of a GenBank genome assembly